Messenger RNA from Phytophthora nicotianae INRA-310, 999 nucleotides. RefSeq lists its product as hypothetical. The coding region runs from base 1 to 999 and encodes 332 amino acids. Lineage: Eukaryota; Oomycota; Peronosporomycetes; Peronosporales; Peronosporaceae. The record is from RefSeq and is a predicted model, not a curated record. The transcript is spliced from 2 exons.
AUGUCACCACGAAGGUAUCGAAACUCGCGGCUUCCGGUAGAGAUUUUACAACUAGUAAACCGACGACUACCUGAAUUUCCCGAAACACUCCAUCACUGCUCUCGUCUAAAGCACAUAGCUUUGAUAUUCACACAUACGACCACAUUACCAGUAUGGGCUUCCGAGUUCACGGAUCUCGAAUUUUUGCACAUUCAAGGCAAGGCUCGAACGACAAGUCUUGCUUCAUUACCCCAAGGAUUGUUCAGCAACAUGAAAAAGCUAACGUUUCUACACUUGGGCGCGCACAUGAUGCUACCCAAACUACCCGAUGUUGCUGGUCUCACCAAUCUUCGCUCGAUUCUGAUGGCAAGACUUGAAGCAUUGGAUUCAUUACCUGAAGACUUUGCACAACUGACUCGCCUCGAGAUCAUGCUAGUCUUGGCAAUGCCUAGACUCAAGACGUUCCCCGAUCUUACACGUGCUCAUCAAACACUGAAAAUGCUGGUGGUUGAUAGUUGCCCUCUGUGCUGCAAUGGUUUCUUGCAAAGCGACUGCAAUCUUAAAAGAAAUACCUGUGGAAAUGGAGCACAAGUUGAAGCGCUAUCUUGCGAGUUGCCUGAUCAUACAGCCACAACCGGAACUCUGGAACUCUUCAAGUCAUUUGACUCGACGGUAUGCGUGAAUCAAACUGGACCACCGCCUUCUAUUGAUCAAGCAAACCCCGGUAACAUCCCACCCGAUCCACGCAAUUCUACCUUUCCACCUAUGAAGCCAGAAGAUGAAUUCGAACGAAGUGUGCAACAAUGCAUCGGCAUUUUGUAUCGAGAGUGUAAGCCCGAACCUUCCCCACACACACCAGUGUUUGGUUCAAGCUCGGGCAUCUGCUUCAGUGAUCGGUUCAUGCCAAUUUCGUGUUCUGGAGACCCCAACACUAUCGAAUUGCGUCGUCAACAAAUUAUGAAGAAUAUUGGACCAAUUUGUAAUCCCAAGUACGAGGAAUGGCUCGGUUGCCUCGAAUAA